AUGAGCCAUGAGUGUACUGCUGCCAAGUAUUCUGAAGAGAGGGGGAAUCGACACGUGUACAAGGUGAGGCACUUCCUCUCCGUCAAUACUGGUGUUAUAAACAUAUUAUCAGGAGUUCAUAAAGUGAGACGAGAUCCUGCGUAUGCAGAAAAAAGCCCGUCAGAGUUUUCUCGUCAUGUUGGCAGCUCCCUUAGAAGCAGGAGAUGUUUCUUUACUCUUCUGAACGCUACACUUUUCCUAUCUUCAGAAGACAUGGAAGACUCUAUUAGGGCUGCGAUCCGUCGUUCUGGGUAUAAGGCUCGGAGGCAAGCUAUAAGCAGGAGCGUGGGUGUGUGGGCAAACGAGUGUGUGGCUAUGGAUCAUGUUUCUUUGGAGUACCGCACACUCCAUAAUAGCUCCACGUUCCUUCAGCAGCUCUCGGGCUUCAUAUCUAUUACUCUGUGGCGAGUACUAAAGAGGAACCUUCAAUUCCUCAUACCCUUUCAAUUUCAUGUUUUUGAAAGGCUUGUGAAGCCGGCCUUCACGCCAUUGUAG
This is a messenger RNA of Cooperia oncophora, 534 nucleotides long. The record is from the annotation of a GenBank genome assembly. NCBI's taxonomy places the organism in Eukaryota, Metazoa, Nematoda, Chromadorea, Rhabditida, Trichostrongylidae.